AUGCACACGUUCUUGGUGGUGGGUCUGACCGCUGCGUUCUGCCUAGUAGCAACUUGGCUCUUUGCAUUACACUACACAUCCCUCCAGCGCCAUCAUGGUAACUCACUGAAUUAUCACAUCAGUUGGAAGAGCACACUACUCAAAAAUCUCAUUGGUCGGGAUCAUUCCGUGCCCGCCGCCAUGUCGGCCGACCUGUUUGCCGAGUUCAACCAGCCGGCCGCUAAGCAGACUCCGGCGGCGCAGUCACAACCAUCUCAACCACCGUCGUACCAGAGCGCAGUAAACGCCCCGGUACAAAAAGAUCCGUUCGAUUUUGGGUAUAGCGGACAUUCAUCGUCACAAUUAUCGCCUGCGCCUCAGCAAUGGUCAUCAUUUCCGUCGCAGCCGGCGGCACCGACGCAGACGCAAAAUGUCGCAGAUGAGGACGAUGGAUGGGGUGACUUUGAGGUAGCAGACUCAGAUGCUUCUCAACAGGUCUCAACAGGGCAGACGUCUCAGCAGAAGCCUGCUCAGACAAUAGAAUGGCCAAGUGCGGCGGCCGCUCAAGCGGCUGGCAUGUCUCCAGUGUCGGAUACACAUGGUGGUAAUGCAUCCUCACAAUUUUCUAUACAGGAGCAUCAACACCAAUACAUGGAGCCGCAACAGCAGCAACAGAAAAGACCGCAGCAACAGUCGUGGCAUCAACAACGGCCAUUUGCCAUGGACAUCUCAUUUUCGAGCACCAGGCAAAGCACAGCUCAGGAAUUGGAUGAUGCGAGAUCAGAACCAAGAUCCAAGCGAAAGAAUCCGGUCGCGUCGCAAGCCGUUGAUUCCGGUGUAUUGUUUGAUGCCGCCGACUUUGAGAUGGAAGAUGGCGAAUUUGAGGGCGAGAGCGACGAAGAGUUUGGUGAUUUCGAAUCGGUCAAGACAGCAGCUCCUGCAAAGAAACCGGCAGCUGCGGCACUCUCUACAGCGGCUCAACCGCCGCCGCAGUCUUCCAUGCCGUCGCUGGAUCUACUGUCGCUGGAUGACCCUACGCCGGUGCAGAAGAGUGAGCCUUCUAAGCAAAGUGCUUCAAGUGCCAGCAGCGGACUGCGAUUUGGAAUUUCAGAGCCAGCCAAACCACAAGCAAAAGGAUCCGUGAUGCAAGAUAUGGAUUUCACAAAAUUUGAGAAGCAGACAGUGCCAGCAAAUGUGCGACCAAAGGCGCGACCAAAGACGCAACCAAAAGCACAGCCAAGCAGCAAAGCUUCAAUACCAAAACAGUCAAACGCGUGGGCAGAGGUAAACGACGACGAGGAAUGGGCCGCUUGGGAUGAUGCGCCGAAUACAGGUGGCGACACCAGCACUGGCGCGACUGAUGCGGCACCGGUUUCAUCGUCAUGGGAUUGGGACUCUACUGAUGCCGCAACUGGAAACACAGCUACGUCUUCAGAUAGCACUCCGCCGCCUGUCAAUGUACCGCCUCCAUCCGUUCUCCUCUCACUCUUCCCCGAGCUAUUAAGCACCGCAAGUGCACUCUUCAAAUCGACCUCUGGACAAAGCGGCACCAUCAAGGAGCAGAUACUAUCGAACCCCAAAGCGGUGCAUUUUCUGCAAGGAUACAUUUUACUAGCGACGACGGCGGCGCGCAUCAUGGCCGGGCGCAAGCAUCGGUGGCACCGCGACAAGAUUCUGGCCAAGAGCAUGUCCAUUUCGGCGGCCGGCAGCAAGGGCAUGAAGCUGGCGGGCGUUGACAAGACGCAGGCAGCGCGCGAGGAUCGCGAAGCGGCUGACGUGGUGGCCGUGUGGAGGGAACACGUCGGGCGGCUGCGGUCAGCGGUCACGGUGGCCAACACGUCGGCCAAGGUAAACCUGAAAGUGCCUGAGCUGAGCGAGUCGCUGUCGGCACACACGGCCAAGCUGGUGGGCACAGCGCCAAAGCCGUGCGUGAUUUGUGGGCUGAAGAGGGAUGAGCGCGUCUCCAAGGUGGACUUUGAGGUGGAAGACAGCUUUGGCGAGUGGUGGGUAGAGCACUGGGGACACCGGGCGUGCAAGAAUUUUUGGAUAGAGCAUGAGAAGAAUAUACGGCAGCGGUGA
Molecule: messenger RNA, 2058 nt
Organism: Akanthomyces muscarius
Lineage: Eukaryota; Fungi; Ascomycota; Sordariomycetes; Hypocreales; Cordycipitaceae
Exons: 1
Coding region: 1-2058 (685 amino acids)
Source: RefSeq, a predicted model, not a curated record